ACACAGAGCCAGCAUUCAUUCUCGGGCUGCGAGCGAGGGGGCUGGGGAGCGAGCGUCACUUUGGAGACUCGGGAACUCACGGAUCCUCGUGCUAAACCGGCGACCUCCUUUUCUCAUUCCCGAAGUCCUCGCUGUUGGAUUUCGACCGCAGGACACCCGCAGGAGAGAGAGAACGGGAAGUCAGAAAGGAAGUGGGACUGGGUGAGUUUGGCACGGACCGCUGUCCAUUAGCAGGUAAACUGGGGUCCAAGGUGCGCACUGAGCCGCCUAUGAUACCAAGAACACGGAUGGAAAGAACUUUAAUGUGGAACCCUCACAGAGUUUUGCAACGCAGGCUCAGAGUAGAGACAGACUGGCAGUUUAUAUUGUAACUUCAUUGGAGGCCAAAGAGACAGAAAGCAGAGCUGCCGCUCGGUGAGUCAUUCUAAGCUAAAUAGGCAGAAGCCGGAGCCUGACAGGUAGAGCUGAGCUUUCAGGAACAGAGUUUGGUACUCCGGAGGAGAGAGAGAGAGUGUGUCUAAGAGAGAGAAAUAGAGAGAGAGAAAGCGAAAGGGGGGCAAAGAAGAUGUCCAGAGAGGAGCAGAGCUUUUCAGAGGUGGAGCUCAGUCCCGGCAUCUCGGACGACAGCCGCUCCCUGUCCCCGGGUCAUUCCUCCAGCGCGGCAGGUGGAAUCGACUCGCCUCUCUGCGGGCAGGAGCCGCAGCUGACGGCUCUGGACGACGCCUCGGCGGGCUGCUCCUCCGUCAGGUCCGACGACGAGGACGAGCGCUUCCCCGCCGGCAUCCGCGAGGCGGUGAGUCAGGUGCUCAACUGCUACGACUGGACCAUCGUGCCGAUGCCCGUCCGCGUGAGCGCCGGAAGCAAGAGCAAGUCGCACGUGAAGAGGCCAAUGAACGCCUUCAUGGUGUGGGCGCAGGCCGCGCGGAGGAAACUGGCCGACCAGCAUCCCCACCUGCACAACGCGGAGCUCAGCAAGACCCUGGGGAAGCUGUGGAGGCUUCUCAAUGAGAGUGACAAGCGACCGUUCAUCGAGGAGGCCGAGAGGCUGAGGAAGCAGCACAAGAAGGAUUACCCGGACUACAAAUACCAGCCGCGACGCCGCAAAAACGGGAAGGUCGGCUCCGGGUCAGGAAGUGAGGCCGAUGGCCAUUUGGAGGGUGAGGUCAGCCACAGCCAACCGCACUACAAGGGGCUCCAGCUGGAAGUGGCCCACAGCGGGGGAGCUGAGUCACCUCUGGCUGAUGGGCAACACCCUCAUGCUGCAGGUCAGAGCCACAGUCCUCCCACACCUCCCACCACCCCCAAGACCGAACUUCAGUCUGGAAAGACAGGAGAUGGUAAGAGGGAGGGAGCUGGGAAUGGCGGCACGCGGGGGACAAUGGGAGCGGAAGGCGUUCCUGGAUCUGGAAAACCUCACAUUGACUUUGGUAACGUGGACAUUGGUGAGAUAAGCCAUGAGGUGAUGGCCAACAUGGAGCCGUUUGAUGUCAAUGAGUUUGACCAGUACCUUCCCCCCAACGGGCAUCCAGGGGUUGGUGCAGCAGCAGGAGGAGCUGCAGCCUCUCCGGCCUCUGCGUUUGCCUACGGUAUUUCGUCGGCUUUGGCUGCAGCCAGCGGUCACUCCGCAGCUUGGCUCUCCAAGCAGCAGCAGCCGCAGCAACAUCACAGCUCCCCACUCGGCUCAGAUCCAUACAAGGCACAGAUUAAGAGCGAGGCCGAAGGUUCCGGGUCUCACUUUGCAGAAGGAGCUUCAGCAGGCGCCCACGUCACCUACACGCCGCUCAGCCUUCCCCACUAUAGCUCUGCUUUCCCCUCGUUGGCCUCAAGGGCUCAGUUUGCAGAAUAUGCCGACCACCAGCCUUCGGGGACGUACUACAGCCACUCCGGCCAGUCUUCGGGGUUGUACUCUGCCUUCUCUUACAUGGGGCCUUCACAGAGGCCUCUUUACACUGCCAUCACUGACCCAACCAGUGCGUCGCAGUCGCACAGCCCUACGCAGUGGGAGCAGCCCGUCUACACAACAUUGUCGCGGCCAUGACAGACAGCCAGAGCAGAAAGCGCCGGUGCAGGUUCAGCCCCAGUGUCAGACCAAAGCAGGAGAGGCGACUCUGUUUGCUACGCCAGAGAUAGAAGUGCUCUGGUCUGGGGGGAGUGGGCCGGCACUGGGGAAGUCGGCUGGAGACCCAGAGGGGGAAACACCUUCUGAUCUCGGCCAGGUGGAGCGGAUGCUGUUACAGCACACGACUGAGUACCGAAUGUGGAGCUUUUAAUCGAGUUUAAGUCGCCGCCGGCACUCGGUGUAGGAGUCUGGGAUUGUAAUACCUUGGUAAUGCAAAGAAAAGCAUCCACCCAAUAGGACUGCAGCAGAGUUUCUGACACUUCAAACAUCGAAGCUGAGCAUGGCAUCGUGUUCCCGUUGGUGUGGAAGCUUCACGUGAAUUACAGCUGGCACAUUGUCUUUUACAAGCCUCUUCCACUGUAGUAAGGUCUUGAUCAGGGUUUGAAUGGUGUGACUAAAUGCAAGCCAAAUUCUUUUUGUUACGAAACGCAUCAAAUGCCACACAAACCAAGGGCCAAUUACUUCGUCGGCUCUCCACUCCAACUCAGGAUUGACCUUUAAUUACACAAAAAAACCUAGAAAGCAGGAUUCUACUCAGCUUAGACAUUAAGAUAUGUAAAUCUGACGUCUCUUUAUAAACAACAUGAACAGUUAGACAAAGUGCGUUGUAUAUCUACACAAAACCAACUUUACAACUUCACACUAUCAUCGAGAAAGACGACGCAGUGCAUGUGAAGCUAUAAAUGCACCUGUCAUUUAUUUAUGUAAACUUUAUGUAAGCUGACCAAAGUUUUAUGACCAAAACUUUUGAUGUUUUCUAAAGAAGAAACAGAAUUUUUUUUAAAGAUGUUUCUCCCAACGUGACAUCCGAAACUACCUAAGUAGACCUUUCUUGUCUGUUUUACUGUAUAAUUUUACUUGUAUGUGUCAAAAUCAACUUUUGCCUCGUUAUUUGUCCAUUAGCACUAAUUUCGAUGAUGAAUUAUUUCUCUGCAUGUCGAUUAACUAUUUUUGUUGGUGGUGGAAGUGGGCCAUCGAGAACACAUUUCUAGCUCUAACCGUUUGCUCUAAUUACACUGUUGAAUUUAUGUUUGCCAUGAUGACAUAACUACACUGGAAGCCUUCACUGCUGUCUUUGCUUUUGGCUUGAGCGUUAUUAUUCAUUGUUUAUGUAAAAGUUCAGUAUUCAGUGUUUGACAGGCCAAUACUAAGAAGCAGCUGCCACUUGUGUAUUAAUGCAGUCUUAUAUUAACUAGAAAAAAAGUGUGUUGCCCUUAAUAAUGCCCGCUAAUAAUGGGUGCAGAGGGGCAACAAAUUCUAGACUAUUUCAUGUUCUUAUCAUUGAGUUUUUAAAUUAUAACUUUAAUGUAUCUCUUUCAUUUUAUGCCUAAUCUUUCCUUUUGUAAUUCUGACAUAUCUGCAUUUCUGAGGACCUAAUUAACCCUAAACAGAGGUCAAAUAAUAAUAAAAAAAAUAAUUUGCCAUGUCUUGUUAGUAUCACCAUUUUACAGCAUAUCCAAGCUGUUUAUUGUCAUUCUCUAUCUAAGCUGUUUGUGCUUAUUUGAACAUUUACCUUCGCAAUGAGAGACUGAGGUGUUUUCUGAGUGCUGCACUUCUUAUUUAUGUGUGUGUUUUGUAUUAUUUUGCACUGUUUUUUCUCUUUGUUAUGACUCAUUUUACUGAUAUGGUUUGUGUUUAUGUUUUUUAGAAGCAGAGUAUGGCUCAACUACAUAAAAACAGGAACUAAAAGCCUUAACAUGUGAAAAUGUGCUGUGCUCCUUUACUUUCUACUGGAAUAAAGCUAUUCGUCUGCUUGGA
Molecule: messenger RNA, 3877 nt
Organism: Gambusia affinis (western mosquitofish)
Lineage: Eukaryota; Metazoa; Chordata; Actinopteri; Cyprinodontiformes; Poeciliidae
Gene: sox10
Product: SRY-box transcription factor 10
Exons: 4
Coding region: 566-2038 (490 amino acids)
Biological process (GO): peripheral nervous system development; morphogenesis of an epithelium; negative regulation of transcription by RNA polymerase II
Cellular component (GO): nucleus
Molecular function (GO): RNA polymerase II cis-regulatory region sequence-specific DNA binding; DNA-binding transcription factor activity, RNA polymerase II-specific
Source: RefSeq, a predicted model, not a curated record